GCCCACAAACGUAAUAGUGACUGGAUGAGCAGUAGUAAGUGAUCAAGACUCGUGUACAGAGGUAUUCUGGCUGCACUGACCUCUGCCAGGAGCCGUGGACGCCAGAGCAUGGCCGCAGGGAGCAGCAGCGAGGCCUCUCUCCCCGAGCUCCUGUCUCUGCUCACCGGCAAGGAGUUUGACACUGCACACAGGCACAAGCUAAGGGAACUGUUGAGGUGUUUUCUACUCACAUGUGCAAGUGGACGUGGAGUAGCAGAGUGCUUCCCUUCCAGCAACCCCCACUCAGUGAGCAGUCUCCUGGUUCAGAAACUCUUGCACCAGUUCCAACGAGCAUUCCUGGCCACCCCCUCCUCCGACCAGUUGACGACAUCAUCACGACACCAUCCUCCUGGUGUGGCUGGUGGUGUUGUGGACCAGGUGUCCCUCAGAGAGUUUCUGCAGGAGGAGACGAUAUUAUUUCUCCUCCUCUCCAUCCAUACCAUCAGCAGACAGGUGGAGGCGACCUACCCUGAGCUGGCCGAGCUACUGCUGGUGGUAAUCAAGACCCUCCUCUCCAGAGAUCCUCAAUUCACUGUCAGCCAAGGAACUGUGCUCGACUCGGUUCCCUCUACAGAGUGGUGGGGAUUGAGUCUCAGAGCUUCUCCUCCAGAAUCACCAGCAAACCAAUCACCUCUUCCUCCCCUGAGAAAAUUGCUCGAGAUGAGAAUAACUCUCCUCUCACCUCUACUCCUUCUUCCUCGUCGCCUUCACCCACCUCAUGUGCCACAGAGUCUCCAGCUACAGUCAUCCCACCUUCAGCCUCGAGAAGACUCCUGGCAACAGUCGUUAGAGAGAUAGAACCAGGGGGCAGUGAGGGAGAAGGAGAGGCGGAGGUUUUGUCAGACGAGACGC
Geodia barretti is the source of this 891-nucleotide messenger RNA. The record is from the annotation of a GenBank genome assembly. Lineage: Eukaryota; Metazoa; Porifera; Demospongiae; Tetractinellida; Geodiidae.